AUGAAGCCUCAUUACAGUAAUGUUUAUAAACAAUCAUUAUACCAGUGUCAAUUUUCGCCAUCAAACGAAUAUGUCGCACAUGCUGUUGAUAAUCGUCUUGUCAUUCGUUACAAUGAUAUUGAUCUCACCAUCAUUCAUGUAUACGAAUGUCCGUUUGUGAUUGAAUACGUGCAAUGGUCCCCAGAUUCAAAGUACAUCUUAAUAGCCUCGCCAUCGAAGGCUAUUGUGCAUGUCUUGUCAAUAUCAGAUACUAUUUGGCGAGCAAUUUUUGAAGAUCAUUAUCAUGGUAUUCAACGCGUUACAUGGCGUUCAGAUUCUGGAGGAAUCAUAACAGCAGCUCAUGGCCAGUUUCAAUUAAAGAUGUGGUCUUUAACAUCGAAAGAUGUGCUGGUGAUAAAAGGAGCCAAGUUUGCUAACAAGGGAUAUAUGUCUAGCCCUGAUGGAAAAUACUUUGCUGUCUUGGAGACAAAGCAAGGAAAGGAUCAUUUAAGCAUCUACACCCCUAGAUGGACAUUAGUCAAACAUUUCAAAAUAGACACUGCUGAUGCUAGUAAUAUUCAAUGGUCGCCUAAUAGUAGCUAUCUGGCUGUCUGGGACAAUUCUCUCUAUUACAAGAUACUUGUGUAUCGCCCUGAUGGUCACCUCUACACAUCUUAUCAAGCACCUGAAGAUGGACUUGGUAUUAAAACUGUGGCAUGGAAUAGUAGGAGUUCUAUACUUGCCAUGGGAGGUUAUGAUCAUCAAAUUCGCUUCAUGACAACAUCUGAUUGGAAAGUUGUUAUUCGUCUAUCACAUCCAUCUACUAUUCACCAGAACACAGUGGAUAUAUAUGAAGAAAACUCGCUGGACCAAAAGAGUCUCAAGCGCCCGCUUCCUUUACCGAUGACUCGGCCUGACUAUAACAUUGCCAACCCAUCUACCGGAAUUGGUGCCUUCCAAUUCAGCCCUGAUGGUCGGUUAUUUUAUAGUAUUGAUGAUAGUAUGCCGACAACACUGUGGUUGUGGAAUGCACGGACAUUGAAGACCGAAAUGAUCGUGUGCCAGUUGAAUCCGAUUCGACAGGUUGUGUGGCAUCCAGCGGUGUCCAAGUUGUUCCUCGUGUCUGGGGAGGACCGACUGUCGGUGGUUGAGUACUCUAGUGGCCAAUGGGAUAUUACUGUUAUAACAGUCCCUACAGGUCAGGAGAGUUCAAUGGAGCAAACAUCAGGAACAUGCGUUGUUGAUGGAUACACACUUGUUCUGUUUAAUGAAUUUGUUUUUGAAAGAACAGGAAAAAUAAUACAAUAG
Phycomyces blakesleeanus NRRL 1555(-) is the source of this 1287-nucleotide messenger RNA. RefSeq lists its product as hypothetical. The record is from RefSeq and is a predicted model, not a curated record. Gene Ontology annotation, biological process: microtubule anchoring at mitotic spindle pole body; protein localization to mitotic spindle pole body; mitotic sister chromatid segregation. Gene Ontology annotation, cellular component: mitotic spindle; MWP complex; microtubule organizing center. The coding region runs from base 1 to 1287 and encodes 428 amino acids. Lineage: Eukaryota; Fungi; Mucoromycota; Mucoromycetes; Mucorales; Phycomycetaceae. Gene Ontology annotation, molecular function: protein binding. The transcript is spliced from 8 exons.